Molecule: messenger RNA, 3563 nt
Organism: Chlamydomonas reinhardtii
Lineage: Eukaryota; Viridiplantae; Chlorophyta; Chlorophyceae; Chlamydomonadales; Chlamydomonadaceae
Exons: 9
Coding region: 266-3043 (925 amino acids)
Source: RefSeq, a predicted model, not a curated record
CGAUUGCGCUUAGCUUCCUCAGCAAAGGCCGGCACUGAUACCUGGGGCUGCAUAUGUCUUAUAGUGAGCCGGCUAAAACUUACUGAAAUCGUUACGAACGACUGCUUGGUGGCGCAAGCGGUAGAAACCAUUGCCAACGACGCAAGAACAGAGCGAAAUUCAUGUGCACAACAGGAACCUUUUACAUCAUGGGCCAGUAACAGUGAUAAAUCUUUACUCCCGGCACGGACUGCUCGGCGUUAGUGAGCGUCGGAGUUAGUCUUCAAUGCAGGCGCCUCGCGAAGGUGCCGGCCAGCGGAGAAUGUGGCCUGCAUGGCAUGCCGCAGCGUUAUUUCUUUGCCUUGGAUUUGGGCUCAUCGUUCAGGCCAGAGCAGCGGCGAGCGGCCUCGCGCCCUGGUGCGCGGUCAGCCCACUGCAUCAGGUCACAACAGCCUGCCAAACAAGCACGUCAUGCGAGACGGGAGACUCGUGGUGGGGCGAUGCGGACGUGUGCCGGCUGCCGGGGCCGGCCGGCACCUUCCCCUUCACCGUGUCGUCCUUCGACGUGUGCGGCGGGCCGGCAGCUGUCACGCAGCUGCCGCUAAGUGACGGAAGCGGCCGGCAGCUGGGCACCGUGUCGCUGUACCGCCUGUACGACAGCUCGCUGCUGCACGUGUCCGUGUCGCUGGGCACGGCGGACGGCACGGUGGUGCUGUACAGGGAGACGCCCGGGGAAGCGAGCGCCUCGCUGUUCCUGUCCAGCCAGCUACUGCCCGGCCCCCUGCCGCAGUACUCCCAGCUACUGCCGCCGCCGGCCGCCGCCAACGGCAGUAGCAGCAGCAGCAGCAGCACUCCGCCGUACAGCUGCUUCACCUGGUCCGUGGACCUGGCGGCGGUGUGUAACCCGCUGUCCAGUUACCAGUCCGGAGUGGCGCCCGCAGGCGGCAGUAGCAGCGGCAGCAGCAGCAGCAGCAGCAGCAGCAGCAGCAGCAGCAGCAGUGUGGGGGGCGCCGGCAUUGGCGGCUGGGCGCCCGUGUGCAGCUGCCUGCCGAGUGUGGGUGCGGGCAGCUGCCCGCCUCAGGACCUGGCGGCGGCGGCGGCGCUCUACUUCUCACUUCAGCUGGAUGUGCUGCUGGCGCGCCCCGCCGCCGACACCUGCGGCCUGGACUCCGCCGCCGCCACCCCCGUCACCAUCACCACCCGCUUCCCUUCCGCCGCCGCCGCUCCUAGCCCCGGCGCCAUCGCCGUGGGCCCCGUGCGCACCGGGUGUUGGGAGCCCGCGCCGCCGCCCGGCGCCGACCGCCCGCCCUACCCGCCGCAGCCGCCGCAGCCGCAGGUGUCGCCGCCAGCGCCGCUGGGUCUGUACCCGCCGCCCACCUACCCGCCGCCGCCCACCUACCCGCCGCCCGCCAGCCCGCCGCCGCCGCCGUGGCCGCCGGCGCCUCCCGGCGGGCCGGUGGCUACGCUGCUUGUGCGCAGUCCGCUGCGGUCGCUGCUGCAGGCGGAGCAGUGCUCGCAGGCGGUGAUGCAGCUGUACCCGCUGUACGCCACACGGGCCGCCAGGUUCAACUGCGAGUCGCGGCCCGGCUCACUGGGUGUGGGGUCCGACGUGACCUUCCAGCUCACCUUCCUGACCUUUGACGGCCUGUCCGCAUUCAGCGGCGGCAUGGUCCAGCCACUCACGUGGGAGGGGCUGCUGGGCGCCAUGACUGUGGGCUGCGGCUCCCUGGCGCACUACAGCGACAGCACCGGCGCCGCCUUCAGUGUGUGCGGCAGUGCCGACCAGGCGCCCGGAUGCAGGGUGGUGCUGCCCGGCAUGAGCUGCCAGCCGCCGCCCUCGCCGCCGCCGCCCCCGCCGCCCUCCCCGCUGCCGCCGCUGCCUCCCUCUCCUCCGCCGCCGCCGCCUCCCUCUCCUCCGCCGCCCACGGUGUGCACGGCCUCCACAGCCGUGUUCAAGCAGGGCGUGUCGUUCAUGUACGCCACCUGCGACGCGCUGCUGGUGUUCAACGAGAUCAUGUUCCUCAAGGGCGUCAACGUGGUGGGCACGUUCGCCUGCACGCUCAACGCCGCGCGCGACACGGUGUCCGUGGCGGGCGUGCUGGCCUCACCCGCCGACGCCGCGCGCUUCGUGUCCAACGCCAAGAUGCCGGUCAACGUGGAGACCCUGGCCUCCUACUUCAACCUCUCCUGCGUCGACUCCAUCACCUUCGAUGCCACGCCCUGCCUGGGCCAGGAGGCAGGCCUGGUGCAGUACACGGGGCAGUCGCUGCCGGCUGCCGCCUGCCGCCGCCCGCCGCCCGCGCCGCCCACCCCGCCGCCGCCGCCGCCCUCACCCUCGCCGCCCAAGCCGCGCCCGCCCUUCACGCCGCGCCAGCCGUGGGGCCCCUACCCGCCCGAGAUGCCGCUGUCACCGGACCCAAGUAGCCCGCCGUCACCACCGGCGCCCAUCGCGCCGCCGCACCCGCCGCCGGCCGAGCCGGCACCGACGUCGCCGCCGGAGGGUCCCAGCCCGCCGCCACCGGAUACCCCGCCGCCGGAUGCGCCGCCACCGCCCAGUCCGUCGCCACCGAACGCGCCGACGCCGCCUGACGCGCCGCCACCACCCAGCCCUCCCCCGCCCGACCUGCCGCCAAGCCCACCUCCACCAGGCCUGCCGGACUCACCGCCGCCGCCAGAAGCGCCACCGCCCGACCUGCCGCCGCCCUCGCCGCCGCCCGAGUUUCCGCCACCGCCGCCCGAUGCGCCCAGCCCGCCACCGCCCCCGACCAACCCCUCCCCGCCGCCGCCGCCGGAGACGCCGCCGCCGCCGCCCGCCAAUCCUCGCCUGCCACCGCGGCCUCAGGGGCCGAAUUUCCCGCAGUUCCCUCCGCGGCCGCCGCGGCCGCCCCGGGCACCCGCCGGGCGGCGGCGGCGUGUUGCGGCUGAGGAUGUGGAGGUGGAGCAGGAGGUGGCGCCGCUGCAGGAGGCUGAGGCGGCCGCGUCCGACGCGUCGGCCCAUAGCACGUCCGGCAGCAGCGGGCGGUCCCGCCGGAGGAGCGUUCGCGAGCAGCUGCAGCUGCCUUGAGGCCCGUGCAGCUCUGGCGUCAGUGAGGAGUGACGAGGAUAUUUAUAACCUGUAGCAUAGCAGUGCGUGUCGAAGAGAGUGAGCGCGGUGAGCUUGUGUCUGUUGCUAAUUAGGUAGGGGUCGCCGAAUGAAUGAGGCAACGCGGGUCUUUGCAUCGAACCAACCAACGAACGAGAAAAGGACUGCGGGAUUCCAGAACAUGCUUAAAAUGUGUGUAGACAUGUGGAUGUGACGGGAAACAGUAUCACCGGCGGCUGUGCUUGUGGUGUUUACGUGGUCAUUGCGGAGCGAGGGCUGGUCCAGUGUCAGCGUUUCCUGGUGGGUUAAUGCACCGGGUACAGCCCCAUGCCAUCCGGGCUACCUGCAACCUGACAUGGACUUGCGCAGCUUUAUUGUGCUGAUCCACAGCUGAGAGAGCCGCGCAGUUCGGACAGGCGGCCGCGUGAAGUCUGCAGCCGCAAACAUGACACGCUGACGGCAGCUGCGCGACGCAUCCCCAGGUAUCCCGCCCUAUCCCGCA